AUGUCGAAAGUGCUAAUAUUACUCGUGGUACCACUGAUGUAUCUAUCACUCUCCCAAGGAAUGUAGAGUCCGUCGCUGAAGUUCCUCAGAGAGCUCAUCAAUGCGAUUGAUGAGGUUCGGCAAAUUCGAACCAUAAUGGCAAUCAGGCAUAGUCAGGAUAAACACUGUCUUCUUGACCAAUGGAAUCCACGUAGAUGGGUUAUUUUGAGGGCCAAUGAAAUGGCACCCAUCCGAAUAAGUGGAUACUGCAAUGAACAAGCGGUCUCACUAGCUUGCAUUGGCAAUGAUUCGGACUAUGGGCUCCUUGACAGCCUGGCCAAUGCCAUGGACAACAUGAGGCUGGAGAGGAUCAUACUGUGGAGCCAAAGCGAACCCACAGAGUUCCUACUCAACUACAUCUCCCAGCAAGCCAAUCGGUAUAAUUUUGUGCAGCUAACAAUUGUGGCAAUGAACGAUGAUCCCAACGCAGUACCAGCACUUUACCGCAUGAAUCCAUAUCCGACUCCACAGUUUAACCGAUUAAACAAUAUAUCCGACAUAACAGGGGCUGCUCUAUUCGAAAAUGGCCUAAGUUUUCAAGGUAGAACGGCCAUUGUGAAGCAAAGUGUGAAUUCAAACAUUAGCUUUAAAGUAUGGUCGCCAUCAGGUCCUAUACCCUUGUCCGCCCUCAAAGACUAUGAAAUUAUUCAGUUCGCCAUCAAGUACAACUUAAGUUUGAAAUUAUAUGACCAAAAUGAUACGAAAUCGGGUCAUUUCGAUAUACAGCUGGGUCCACGUUUCAUAACCAAGGACUUUCCCACCCAGAUGGCCUUCGUAAGUCCCAACACCGCCUGCUCACUGAUCGUCAUAGUUCCCUGCAGUCAAAAGUGGCGUCUUAUGGAUGUACUUCAGAAAUUGGGUGUACUGAAAUUGAUAUGUUGCCUUUCGAUUGCCUAUGUGAUUUUUGUUUCGAUAGAAACCCUAAUACUUUGGCUAACCCACAGGAUAUGCAAUCGUGGAAUCCGCCUGACCUGCUUGAGUCCACUGCUGAAUCCUCGUGCCUUUCGUGGCAUUUUGGGUCUACCAUUUCCGGAGUUUCGCAGAUCAAGCAUUUCACUGCGCCAACUCUUUCUGGUCAUCAGCGUUUUUGGCCUGAUCUUUAGCAAUAUUGUGAGCUGCAAACUGAGUGCGCUGCUCAUGAAACCAGCCCAAAAUCCGCAGGUGCGAAACUUUAAUGAGUUGCGAGAUAGCGGAUUGAUAACUAUUACGGAUGCAUAUACGCACUCCUUCAUCAAGACGCACAUCGAUACGGAAUUCUUUGAUCGAGUGCUACCCAACUACUUGAUUGUCGAAAAGAAGGAAACACUCAGAAUGCUUUUGAGUUUAAACGAUAGCUACAGCUAUAUAAUGUACACACCUACGUGGAAAUUGUUAAAUGCGAUUCAACGACCGUUGGAUGAAAGGGUUUUUUGCGAAUCCGAGAGUUUGACCAUUGCCUGGAAUCUGCCACGAAUGUAUGUCCUAGAGAACAAUUCUGCCUUGAAAUGGAUGCUUACAAGGUUCAUCAACUAUAUUCCGCAAACGGGAUUAUCUAAUGCUUGGAAUGAAAAACUUCCUUAUGCUGUAAAACAAUUUUACAAUAUCACCUUUUCUCCCAAGAAGAAUACAGGACCAGUUCCACUGUCCAUUGAGAACUUGAGCUGGAUAUGGCAUCUGCUGAUCAUCGGAGAAAGUAUCGCCACAUUGGUCUUCAUUGUUGAGAUACUUGUCAAGAACAGGAACCGAUUCAUAUGCAACAUGAGGGAAAGAUCAAGCGAAGGUGACGAUAUCGCUUAG
Drosophila santomea is the source of this 1815-nucleotide messenger RNA. RefSeq lists its product as uncharacterized. The record is from RefSeq and is a predicted model, not a curated record. The transcript has a single exon. NCBI's taxonomy places the organism in Eukaryota, Metazoa, Arthropoda, Insecta, Diptera, Drosophilidae.